AUGUAUCUACCCUCACAUCAUUUCCAUCAUACCAGGUACAUUAGAGAGGCCUGGCCAGAGCUGGCCAAGACAGGAGACUUUGGAGUCUACUACUCCGACGAAGCUGGUGACCGUUGCACGCUGAAUGAGAGGACCUUCCCCGACUGCAUUAUGCUGCUAGAGGAACGCAAUGCUAAUAAGGACGCUGAAGAACUACCGGUUCUCAAGCUGACCAUCGAGCGCUCUCAUGGGCGUCGCUCUCUGGCCACACCUCUGCCCAGACCGCCACAUGUUAUGGAGGAGACUUCUAGACGGGUCGAACAGAGAAUCGGCUGGCGUUUGAGAAAUCACUGCGAGCCGGUCACUAAGGGCGGCCUCGAGGGUAUGCAGGCUAAGCCAGUGGUCCACUAUGGGUUCAUAUGCGACGGAUGCGAGAUGGACCCUCUGGUUGGUGAUAG
Messenger RNA from Perkinsus marinus ATCC 50983, 437 nucleotides. RefSeq lists its product as hypothetical. The transcript has a single exon. The annotation marks the transcript as partial. NCBI's taxonomy places the organism in Eukaryota, Perkinsozoa, Perkinsida, Perkinsidae. The record is from RefSeq and is a predicted model, not a curated record.